This is a messenger RNA of Bubalus bubalis (water buffalo), 3664 nucleotides long. It is a transcript of the gene ZFYVE28, whose product is annotated as zinc finger FYVE-type containing 28. Gene Ontology annotation, cellular component: early endosome membrane. The record is from RefSeq and is a predicted model, not a curated record. Gene Ontology annotation, molecular function: metal ion binding. The transcript has 13 exons. Bases 102 to 2639 code for a protein of 845 amino acids. Gene Ontology annotation, biological process: negative regulation of epidermal growth factor-activated receptor activity. NCBI's taxonomy places the organism in Eukaryota, Metazoa, Chordata, Mammalia, Artiodactyla, Bovidae.
CCCGCGUCCGCCCCGCGCCGCACCCGGGGCCAGGCGCAGCGCUGCGGAGGUGAGGGCCGCCGGGGUCGGGCCGGGCCGGGCCGGGCCGGGCUGGCGCGGCGAUGAUGAACAGGUUCCGAAAGUGGCUGUACAAACCCAAGCGGUCGGACCCGCAGCUGCUGGCACAGUUCUACCAUGCGGACGAGGAGCUAAGCCAGGUGGCCGCCGAGCUGGACAGCCUGGACGGGCGGAAGGACCCCCAGCGCUGCACGCUGCUUGUCAGCCAGUUCCGUUCCUGCCAGGACAACGUGCUAAACAUCAUUAACCAGAUCAUGGACGCAUGCAUCCCCCAGGACCGAGCCCCGCGGGACUUCUGUGUCAAGUUCCCUGAGGAGAUCCGCCACGACAACCUGGCCGGCCAGCUGUGGUUCGGCGCCGAGUGCCUGGCCGCCGGCUCCAUCAUCAUGAACCGCGAGCUGGAGAGCAUGGCCAUGCGGCCGCUGGCUAAGGAGCUGACCCGGAGCCUGGAGGACGUGCGCGGGGCCCUGCGCGACCAGGCGCUGCGGGACCUCAACACCUACACGGAGAAGAUGCGGGAGGCGCUCCGGCACUUCGACGUACUGUUCGCAGAGUUCGAGCUGAGCUACGUGUCGGCCAUGGUGCCCGUGAAGUCCCCCCGGGAGUACUACGUGCAGCAGGAGGUCAUCGUGCUGUUCUGCGAGACGGUGGAGAGGGCCCUGGACUUCGGGUACCUGACCCAGGACAUGAUUGACGACUACGAGCCGGCCCUCAUGUUCACCAUCCCCCGGCUGGCUAUCGUGUGCGGCCUCGUGGUCUACGCGGACGGACCCCUGAACCUGGACCGCAAGGUGGAGGACAUGUCCGAGCUGUUCCGGCCCUUCCACACGCUGCUGCGGAAAAUCAGGGAUUUGCUGCAGACCCUGACGGAGGAGGAGCUGCACACGCUGGAGCGGAACCUCUGCAUUUCCCAGGACGUGGAGUUGCCCGUCCGGGCUGAUGCCCCGGCGCCCCCGGCCCUGGCCCCUGCCGAGCCCAGGCGCGCGGACGCGGAGCUGGCCUGCUCGGUGCAGAACGACGACCAGGAGCUGGAGCAGCUCAGCCGGCUGGUGCACAGCGCAGGGGACGCCAUGGCCUCCCUGCUGUCCCCGCCCAGCGCCGGCCCGUCCCCCGCCCAUAGGCCGGGCGCGGCGGCCAGCCCCAGCGGGCGGGCGUCCCCGGGCCGCGCGCAGCUACCCCCCGCCGGCGACGAGGAGGAAGGGCGGGUGUUCUUCAUGGAGGACGUGGACGGGGCGGCCGAGGCCCCGGGCGGCGGCGUCGACCCCCAGGAGACGGCGGAGGGCCGAGAGGCGGGGGUCGGCUCGCCGGCUUCGGCCAAGCGGGAGGACUCGAGCAACAACAACAGCGUCGAGGGCGCCGCGCUGCGGGCGGCGGCCCCCACCUCCUGCAGCUGCCUGGACUCGCGGCCGCACCUGGACGGCUGGGAGGCGGGCGCGGAGCACGCCGAGACGGCCGAGCUGAUCGCCCACCGGACCGGGGGUAUGAAGCUGUCUGCUACAGUCAUCUUCAACCCCAAGUCGCCCGCCUCCCUGGACUCCGCCCUCGCCCACCCGGGAGUCCCGGGAAACGGCGUCCCCGCGGCGGCCGAGGGCACGGCAGGCGGCCCCCACAGACUCAGCGCCACGGCCACCAACUGCCUCCUGAACUCCUGCGUCUGCUGCGCGGGCUGCGCGGGCGCCGGGGAGGACGCGGCCGCCCAGAGUCUGCGGGGCAAGUGCGGCUCGGGCGGCGUCAUCCGCUCCGCCAAGGUGGGCGCCAAGGGCUCCGCCGCGGGGCCGCUGGAGGCCCUGCCCGCGGGCGGCCCGGGCCCCGCGCCCUCCGAAGACGCCCCCGGCAGGCCGGAGCCCGAAGCCCCUGCUUCCGACAAGUGCCUGGCACACAGCUCAGGGCCCCCGGGGGACGCGGCGGACAGGCUGUGCGGAGGGGUUGACAGCUCCCGUCAGCAGGAGGAGGGCCCGCAGGAGCAGCCCCCGCCCCCGGCGGGCCCCAGCGGCUCUACGGCUGGUCCCUGCUCCCCAGACAUGAGCAGCCCCGAGUCAGCACCCGUGGCCGUCAGAGAGAAGAUGCGCUCCCGGUUCCACGGCAGCCACGACCUGAUCCACCGCCUGUUUGUCUGUAUCUCAGGCGUGGCCGACCAGCUGCAGACCAACUACGCCAGCGACCUGAGGAGCAUCCUGAAGACCCUCUUUCAGGUCAUGGCCACCAAGCCAGAGGCGGACGACAAGGAAAAGCUGAAGAAAGUCACCCAGACCCUGCGGAGCGCGGCUCUGGAGGACUGUGCCCUGUGCCAGGAAACCCUGUCAUCCUCCGAGCUCGCCGCCAAGACCCGAGACGGAGACUUGGAAGACCCGCCCGAGUGGGUCCCGGACGAGGCCUGCGGCUUCUGCACCGCCUGCAAAGCGCCUUUCACAGUGAUCCGCAGGAAGCACCACUGCCGCAGCUGCGGGAAGAUCUUCUGCUCGCGCUGCUCCUCGCACUCGGCGCCGCUGCCGCGCUACGGGCAGGUGAAGCCGGUCCGCGUGUGCACGCACUGCUACAUGUUCCACGUCACGCCUUUCUACAGCGACAAGGCGGGCAUCUGACACGGCGCGCGAGCCCGCGGGCCCCGCAGGACUCCAGGGAGGGGGCUCCGACGGCCGCGCCCCGCCUCUGCCACCCGCUGGCCGGAGGGGCUUCGCCGCAUCUCAUCUACCUGCUGGCCCCGCCGCUGCGGGGGCUGCGGGCGCCCGGACUCCAGAACUCCAGUGCCUCCGCCCCCCGCCCGCAGGGCCCUCGGGCCUGGUGCAGGGGCCCACGGAGGUCAGCUGCAGCCAGCGCGGGGACCUGGGGUGCCAGGCCUGGGCCAGGGUGGGCCCCCCUGCCUUGCUGAGAUGCCGUCUGAGGCUCAGCUGUAGCGGAAGGUCUGCUGUUCCUGGGCGGGUGAUGCUCACCUACCGGAGAGGGGGCAACUCAGAGCAGCCGCAGGGCUUCCCCCAUGAGCUGGCCGAACGGGGAAAGACCAGGCUGUCCUCUCUCUCUCCAGGGCACUGCGCCCACAGCCCCCCACCCCCUGCUCCCCUCAGGACCUUGCCUAAACCACAUGUCUCAUUUCUUGUUGGAGAGGGGACGUGCACAGCAGACCCUGUGCAAGCCGCCCGGCCCCUGCUGUGGUCUGCCCACCUUGGUCCUCCAGCUGACGGGGGCGGGGGGGGGGGGGGGGCACCAAGCAGCAGGCAGAGGUAUCCUAGCUUCCGAGGCCAGGGCGCUCCAGGGGUCUGAGGACCCGGUGAUGACCUCUCGGCUGCCAUUACUCCCACCCCUCUGACCCCCUGGGACCCUGGCCCCAGAGCGGCCCCAGGCCCAGCACGGACACCUCCUCAGGCUUAAAUCUCAGGCUUCACGUUGCGAUGAUGAUUGCAGUUUUAUUUUUAGAGAGAGGACACACCUACUGCUUCUUUUAUAGCAUAAAAUCCAAUUACUGUUUGACAGUGGAAUACACACGCACAAAAAACAGCGCGUGUGGGAGAAGAAAAGUAUAUAAUGGAGGGUAUAUUAUGUAUUGAGAUUAUUUUUAUUUUCUAAAUGCUGUAAUUCAAAACCAUUUCCAUAAAUCUAUUUAAGGAUUGCA